This is a messenger RNA of Camelina sativa (false flax), 2099 nucleotides long. Its product is annotated as protein TRM32. The record is from RefSeq and is a predicted model, not a curated record. NCBI's taxonomy places the organism in Eukaryota, Viridiplantae, Streptophyta, Magnoliopsida, Brassicales, Brassicaceae.
AUAACUUUUUACCGGAUAUGAUUCCUCUUUUGCUUAGAUUUUUAUCGAUAGUGAUGAUUUGAUUAUAUUUUCGUUGGAUUUUGACAACUUCAGAAAAGCUACCAAGUCUCUGUGUUUCUGACUAAACUUGUCUGUGUUUUUUUUUUUUAUAAUACCUCGCUGUUGAGUAAUGAGUAUAAUACUCUGUCUUUCAGACCGUUCUUUGCUAAAAAAAACGUCAUUUAAAUGGUAGAUCAUCAUUAGGUCUGAAAUGGGGAAGCAUUUAAAAAACGAGAAUUCGAGUCCAAAACAUGGCAAAGACAAUCACAAAUCAGGAUGGUUAGCUGGAAUGCUUCAUGUGCUUGACUUUCACCAUUGGAGAACUAAGAACCGACCAAUCUGUUGGAAGACCCCACGAACUCAUUCCUUGAUGCGUGGUGAAACAGAGGAACAUGAACCGUUUCUUGAUUCUAAGGAUGAAGAUUCAAAGAUAGUUAAUGUUGUUGCAGAUAAUAAUAAGCCAACGAGACCAGAAGCAAAACUGAAGAAGAUGAUGACUACAAAGCAAGUAACUGAGUACGUUGAUUUUCUUGAAAUCCUGAGAAAGGAAGAUGUUUUUGUCAAGAUAAUGAAAGAUCAAGUCCAGAUCAAGUCUAAUCCAAGAGUUUUGCCCAAGUCAGGCUCGUUUCCUAUCUCACGCUCUCCAAGUCCUGCUAGAAUCGAUCACAAGCAGAAGGAGAACUGGUAUUCUCCAAACCAAAACAGUGCGGUUUUGAAUCUGAAUGUUCCAAGAGACACUUCUCAUCAAGAACACAAACCAAUCUCUCCUUCUCGUGGCUCAGCUGAUGAUGAUCAUGGGUUUAACCACACUGUUAUAAACGGGUUUAGAGAAAUCAAGAAGUUGCUCAAAAACGCACUUAAAGACCGAAAUCACACAAGGAAGAACAAGAAGAAGGUUUCGGAUGUCGCGAAAGAUGAUUAUGUGGUGAGGUAUUCUCAACUCUUGGAGCAUAGUUUUAGAAGAGAAGGUGGUGGACUGCGUUCCAAGAGCUUAAAACUUUCAUAUGAAGAUAGAAAGAGUGAUUCAAGAGAUAAUAAACCGCAAUUCUUCAGACGGAUUUCGUCCUUGUCCAGUCUUGAAGUUCUUGGUUCAUUUCUGACCGACCUUCCCCGAGACAAUUCUACUUCCAACCUGGAGCCUAGGAAAUAUGUAGACCGAGAUACUAACUUUGGAUCCAAGAAAUCUUUGUUGUUAUCAGAAUCUCCCGUAAGAGCAGAGAAGGAAGAAAAAUAUGAGGUUCACUUAGACAGCCCAAACCAAAGAAUCCUCCAACAAGAUCCAGAUUCUGUUCCUAGCCCUAGUUCUUUGGAACACACUGCACAAAAGACAGAAACUUUACCCUCACAAGGUUUAGGUCUAACUUCUUUAGACAUUUGCAACCAAGAAGAAGAAGAAGAAGAAGAAGAAGAAGAAGAAGAAGAAGAAGAAGAAGAAGAAGAAGAAGAAGAAGAAGAAGAAGAAGAUGCCUACUUUUGUUAUGUAAAGAAGGUUUUAGAAGUUUCAGGCUUCCUUGACAACAAAGACAACGGAGAAAAAUGGCACUCAGAGGAACAACCACUGAAUCCAUCACUAGUAUACGAACUCGAGAUACAAGAAGAAUCAGUAGUGAACAACAGAGAACUUCUCUUUGACUUGGUUAACGAGGCAAUCGUCGAGACUCACAACCAAUCGUACAUAUACUUUCCUAAAACAUUUCCAUAUGGAAAACGUUAUCUUGAUGAGGUAUGGGGAAGAGUCGAGUGGAACCUCUCUGGUUUAGGAGCUGAGUAUAGAGAUCGUUCAUUGGACGAUAUUGUAGGAAGAGAUCUUACAAAAGCUGAUGGGUGGAUGAAUCUACGAGGUGAUUCUGAAUGGCUUACUCUUGAGCUUGAAGAUUUGAUUUUUGAUGAUGUUCUUGAUGAACUGCUUUGUGUCUAUUAGUAUUUACAAAAAGAAAAUCCCAAAUUUGAAAUUUUCAGGUAGAUUUUUGCCUUUUAUUUUUGGACAUACAUUGUACUGUAUAUAAAUAUGUGUUUGAUACAAACUUUUUGAUGAAUAAAGAAUUCUUUUUUUGUAAGCA